ACCAACCAACCGAAAUGCCGAUCAAAACACUGAUAGAGGGCGGUGUAUGUGAGAAACAAUGGCGGAGGUUGAACUCGACAAACCCGAAGCAGGUAUUCAACCUACAGAUGAAGAAGCUUCCUUAGUCGGACAAAAUGGUGUGGAGAAAGGUGGUGGAGGAAGCGUAAUUGCACGAUCAACCUUUGUAUUUGGCGAAAAUAUGGAAAGCCGGGUGUUAAAGCGUCCGGCUGAAGAACAGCUCGAUAGGCAAAAAGCAGUAGAAGAAGAUGUGAAGCCGGAUGAUGUUCCCGGGGAAUUCCCUAAAGCCUCUCCCAGUGUUCUUUCCCAGAGGCCUCUAGUAGUGUCUGCAAGGAAAGAUACCAAUAUGGAUUUUAUAGCUGACAAUGAAGACUCCAAUUCGAAUCCAUUCUCAGCUGUUCAGACAAAGUCAUUCAUAAAGCCGUCGGCUUUUCCAAGCUCAAGGCCUUUCAGUUGUGUUAUAGCACCAAACACUGCUGCUACCAAUCCAUUUAAGCUGAAACCAGCAACAUUACCACCGCCUUCCAGUCAAGUUAAUGGACAAGUAUCAAGUGGCUCGUCAAGAGAUUCUGGAUUUGGCGUAUUUGGGAAAUUUAGUCCCUCAUCCCUACGGAUCCUAGAUCAGGGGAACCAAAAGCAGACAGCAGCAGAGAACUAUUUCUUGCAGUUUGCACCAAACACAAGUAACGAAAGCACGGAAGAGAAUACCGAAAACCCCAAGAGUGUCAGCGGUUCAGGGUCAAGCUUUGUUUUUGGUCAAAACUUGACUGACAGAGUAACUAGUCCAUCCAAACAAGAAGGUGAAUUGAAGUCCGCCAGUGAAUACGUAUUUGGUGCAAACAUUGAUGAUAGGGUUAAACGUGAAGAUUCAGUGGAAUCAGUAGAUGGGAAAGGUACAACCCUUGCUGAAAGUGCCAGCGCUUAUGAAGAAGCAAGGAAGAACCAGCAACUGAAAUUAGAUGAAGUACCAAAAGUAAAUGGUGAAGAGGAUGAAGAAAAUGUUUUACAGGCCCAGUGUAAGCUAUAUCUAUUUGAUAGCAGUACACAAUCAUGGCUCGAAAAGGGGCGUGGCCUGCUACGUUUAAAUGACAAGACACAAAUGUAUGGCUCACAUUUCCACUCAAGGCUAGUGAUGCGAACACAAGGUAGUUUACGAGUUAUUCUCAAUACAAAAGUUUGGGCAAAUAUGACGGUGGAUAAAGCCAACCCAAAGAGCAUCAGAGUUACAGCAAUGGAUUCAGAGAGCAAGAUCAGAGUAUUUCUCAUUGUGACGGAACCCAAUCAUGCUGAUCAAAUCUACACGGCCAUUGAUCAUCGUGUGCAAGCAUUAAGGUAUGCAGAAAUAAAAAAAAAACAAGAGCAAGAAACAGCAAAGAAUGAGAAACAACCGCAGGAGGAAACUACCGAGGAAAAGGGAGAACCAGAAGAAAAACCUCACUCUGAUGCAGGUAACAGUGAUGAAAAAGAAAGCCGAGGCAGUGAUGAAAGCAGUCCGUCUCCCCCUGAGCCACCAGAAUAAAACCUCCAUUCCCACCGACCAGCCAAAGUCAACGAGCAACAUUGCGGAAUAGUUUUACCUGGGUAUCUACCAUGACCAAGAUUGGCUAUUCUUUGGGAUGUAAUUACCCACACUAUCAUAUUUUAUGUGACAAGUAACUGUGAUAUGUCCAUAUUUGGGUGUAAUAUGACAUCAUAAUGCCCUUGUCCGUAUAAGGGCAUAUCACAUACAAUUUGAUAAUGUGGAUGGAGAUUCAUACUCUAAAAUGCUAAAGGAUACUGAGAUAGCUGAAAUAAUUGAUACCUUUGCUUUCAUGUGGUUUUUUUUUUUUUUUCCUUUUCCCAUUGAAGUCCUUGAAUGCAUUAGAGAUGCGUAUGUUUAUUAAACGCAAGCUGCCUAGUCCUCCUUUGUGUCGUCUGCUAUCCUACUUGUGUCGUCUGCUAUCCUACUUGUGUCGUCUGCUAUCCUACUUGUGUCGUCUGCUAUCCUACCUCAUCCUGCAGAAAGUAUUGAAUUCUUUUCUCAAGUAUUUUAUUAAUUUCUUCCUGCUUUCUUAUAAAAAGAAAAUUCCAAUUUAGGCAUUUUAGAAUAGUUUUCGAUUUGUAAAUGGAAAGGUUUUACAAAAAUGUUGCUUAUUAAAAAAUACCAUAAUUUAGUUAUUUUCAACCUGUGUUGUUGUUUAACAGAAGCUUCAUAAUCGCAAUGCAAUGUUAAAAAAAAUGCAUAAAUAUGUUUGGUAUGGUUAGGUUUGUAUUUGAUGUACCAACGAUGAAAUAUAUCCAACAAUUUUUGCAUAAAAGUAUCAAGAUUAACAUUAUAAUAUACAAAUAAUUAAUUUUUUUUUAGAAGAAUAUUUUCAUGAGUUAAAAGAUGGACAGUUCCAUUCAAUGGGGCGCAGCUGAGUUAAAUGGAACUGUCAAUCUUUCAACGAAUGAAAAUAUUCUUUCUAUUGCGCAAAUAAAAAACAUUAAUUAUUUGUUUUUUAACAGACCUAAAAUAGAUUCUUUUCAUUUGAUAUUUUAUGAAAAAAAAUAUAAUUUUUUUUGAAUGGAUAUUCUUGUCAUUUGAUAACUUAUUUUUUAAAAACCUACACUUUUUCUAAAUCGAACAGUCCAGCAUCUUUUUAACUAAUCAAAAAAUUGUAUUAGGUUGCAGUCUGAUCGUAUCUAGGCACCAUGCAAUGGAGCGAAACAGAUAGAACAAAAAUUACAUGGAUGGAAGUAAAAAUGCAAGGUGGAACUAAAUGUCUAUGAUGAAUGACGGAAUGGGGUUAAUAACCAAUGUCGCGUGAUAUAAAAUCCACCAAUCAAAUGACAAGGAUCUAUUUAAGUGUGUUAUAUAUAAUUGAGAAUAUUUUAUCAUUAGAUCUUUAAGUAGCCAAACCAUAAUUUUGAUCUUUGAUUGAGACAAAUAUUCAUCUAAAUUAUUUAAUGGUUGUCUUAUAUUAAAAUCGAUUAUUAAUGUUUCAGAAGUGGAUUUGCUAAUAGCAUGAAGCUGAGCUCUUCUCAUAUGGAGCGUAUACACUUAAGUAAAUAAGUGUAAACUUAAAACUGUGUUUAAAUUUAUCAUCUACUCUUUGUAGUCCUGUAUUGAUAUUUUUUGUCUUAGUCUGUACUGUAAUCUUUAAAAAAAGAAUUUAAAUUCUGACCAGCAUUUUAUAAUUGAUUACAAUACUUUGUAGUUUUGGGAAUUUAACAUUUUUUAUCGAAAUAUGAAGUAAGUACUUUUGCCAGGUGCUGGCCAGAAGCUUCUUGACUAUAUCCAUCAAAUGGUGUUAAACGCAUAAGAGUGCAAACAUUUGCUAAACAGUGGACUUAAAUUGUGAUCAAAUUAUAGGUUUUUGUGAGAUUAUACGAACUGUUUACUAAUACUGUACCUGUUUCAUAUGACAGAAGUGUACUAAAUGUUGUAACAAAUUGUACCGCGUAUGUUUUUCCUGUCAAUGAUGUUCAGGUCGUGAGAAUGCAUAUUCUAGUAAGAAUACCAAAGCCUGGUUCUCAUGAGAGACCUAGUAUCCUGGUCGGGAGCUAACCGUUAACACCUGAGUGAGAAUGCCCAAUCGGUUAGCGCUAACACAUUUACAAUUUCCAGUUUCUUAUUGGCCAGUGAUUCAAUCAUCAUAUUCUUGGUAUCUGGAUCGGGAUCUUCUUGCAUGGACGCACGGCAGCUAACAGUUAGCUUAGUGUGAGAAAAAAAUCAGACCUCACGUAGGCCUGUAAAGUUCCCAAGAUAUUUAGAAAGAAUUUGAGUGCAUGGUACCAGAGGGCAGCCUAUCUUUCACUACGUUGUUGCACAUAUCUUCACUGUGUGUGUAUACCGACUUUCAACAGGGUUUGUAUUUAGUCAUGUGAAAGCGCCAUAUCUCGGUAGGAGUGAACUUCCAUAAUAGAUAUUCCUGUUAAUGUUUAGUACAUUUCCUGUAGCAUGAAACAGGUAUAAUUUUUGCUUUACAGCAAAAAACAGUUAUGCAAAUUUAGUAAUUGGUUGACAUUGGUUACAGUAGAUUUUACUCGGUUGGAAGCACAUUAUUUAUUCUAAUUUAGAGCUAAAUUUCAUUCCUAAAGGUUGUGAUUGUCUUUAGACACCCUCAUUUGCAUAUUGAAAUUAUGCAAAUGAUUAGAUUUCCAAUUGAUCAUGCUCAACAGGUCGUGAGUAUUAUAGCAGAACUUUGUAUUUAUCAAUAGUUUUGAUGCACUUUUACAAUUCAAGCAGGUGUCUCAUUUGAAUAUGGAAUUGAUAUGUAAAUUAUUAAGGCGUGAGUACAACGUAAACCUGUGUUUUCAAAAUACAUUAAAAAAAACAGACAUUUUUCUUGCUUAUUAUUAUGUUUUAUAUCUUUUUGAAACUUUGUUAAAUAAUGUUAAUAAACACAUUAGGGAGCUUUCGGUUGCACAGCGCGGUAGUUCGUACAACGUAAUGUCAUCACUAAGAAGUAAUCUGCGCAUGCGUGAACUUUAAUUUCUCGUCGCGUGGAUUUUAGGACGCAAUUUGACCAAAUAUCUACGUUAUGCAGAGAAUGUAGGACAGAUCACGCAUAACUGAAUCCGUUCUAGUGUCACAUCGUCGCCCAAAUCAAAAGCUCCUAAAUAUCAUCAAAUGUACAGAAUAUAUUGAGGGGUUUUUUAUCCAUAAAAUUUGAUGUCCAACGCAAAUGUGUCCAUUUUUAAAGUGUAAUAACAACAAAAUGGCACAUAAAAAACCAUUGUAAAAUUUGUUAUCACGUUUAAUCUUGACUUUUGCAAUAUAACAUAUUCUAAUUUUCACCUCCUAAUUAGUGUUAAAAAUAUUAUUUUUGCUAUUGUCUUAUUACUGUUAUAACUAUUACUAUCAAACAAAAAUGUACUAUUAUUUUAUUAUUGUUAAUAAUAAUAAUAAUAUAACAUAGUGUGGUGUGAGUAGCAAAUCAGGUGACGGUAAGCAGGUAAUUAUUAUUAGUCAUAAUUAAAAUGAAUUUCUUUUUAUAAGAGUAUUUUUAGUUGAGGAUUGUAUCUGUUUCUCACUCGCUUUUCCAACAAGCAUAUGUUCUGUUGCAUUGGACAAUAAAUGUUGGUCUUAGAUUGGAUAAAAAUAUUAAGAAUUGGCUCACAAAACCCAGGCACUAGAAAAUUAGGCACAACAUGUUCUACAAGGUUAUUCGUACCUAGAAUGUGGUAUAAAAGAAUGAAGCUUUCUGGGGUGUCUCUUAACUGAUCAAUCUGUGUUAUAUUUAGGACUGGAGGUGUCCAACAAACAGGCAAGCUUUCGGACGUUUACGUUGUGUUCUGGUACAAAAUAUAAAAUUGAGGGCUUGGCAGAAUGGCUUAUUGGUGAAUCUUGGAGGUACAUAAGGCACCCCCCUCUCCCGCCCCGAAAAAGAAAUCUUGCCACCACACUAGAAAUGUUUGAAGCAAAGAAGUUAUGCUGAAAUGUUUAAAAAUCAUCUUAUUUUGCGAGUUAUCACUCCCUUCCCCACCCACCUGGCCACCCAGUUAUUCAUCAAUUCCCCCACCACUUCGCAUUUCCGCCCCCAUCAUCCCCCUUUCCCAUUUCUAGACUCAUAGGUACACUAAUGUUGCAGACAGGCUAUUGAACUUAAUAAUUUAAUUUAAUCUGCUCUAGAUUUACGGUACAAACUUGUUGUAGUGCUAAUUUCUGUGAUACUAAUUAUUUAUAUAACUACUGUAUUACCAUAUUUACUUUUAUGAUGUUGUGGUUUUUGUUUUAUUUUUCAUAAUGUUUGUUGAUAAAUGCUAGGAUAUGAAACUAUCGGCCAGAAAAAAAAAAAAAACUUAAACACCAGUAGGAAAAAAUAGAAAAAUAAACACUUUACCGUAUUAGGAGGAUGGUGUAGGAAACCGUAGUACUGUACCUCUAUACAUUUGACAAUACACCUAUUAUGAAAUGGUUUGUUCCAUUUUUGUGGCGUUUAUUCCUAGUAGUGUUUUGUCCUACUGUCCACCAGAUUAUGGGUCAUGACAUUGUUUAAUUCCCUAGACUCCCAUAAUGUUAUACUAUCCAGAGGUACAAUUGGGUGGGGUUUCUGAGUAAGCCAUGAAACGUUGAAACGAAAAUCGAUGUUCGCAAAAUUAGGUAUUCAUUAAUAUCCAUAAUCUAUUAAUAAUUUGCAUAUUGUUUUUUAUUUUGAAAAUGAUUCAAGAUACUAUGAUUUUUCUAUUUAUUUUCAGAUUAUUUUCAAUUAUCUGUGAUGAGUACUUGUCAAUUUUAAGUACAGUAGUAUUUAAACAGAAUCUCGAAUUGUUAAUUGUGUUUUAUCUAAGCUGACUCAAUUGACAAAUUAUGCUGUUAAUUUGAAAUAAAUGUUCCUGGAUAUUUCUA
Messenger RNA from Anneissia japonica, 6331 nucleotides. RefSeq names its product ran-binding protein 3-like. NCBI's taxonomy places the organism in Eukaryota, Metazoa, Echinodermata, Crinoidea, Comatulida, Comatulidae. The record is from RefSeq and is a predicted model, not a curated record. Gene Ontology annotation, cellular component: nuclear pore; cytoplasm. Gene Ontology annotation, molecular function: GTPase activator activity. Gene Ontology annotation, biological process: protein export from nucleus.